This is a messenger RNA of Ascochyta rabiei, 972 nucleotides long. RefSeq lists its product as uncharacterized. The record is from RefSeq and is a predicted model, not a curated record. NCBI's taxonomy places the organism in Eukaryota, Fungi, Ascomycota, Dothideomycetes, Pleosporales, Didymellaceae. The transcript has a single exon. The coding region runs from base 1 to 972 and encodes 323 amino acids.
AUGAAUUUCAUCUAUUCCCAACUUUUCGCCCCUCUUCCCUUGCCUACCUACGACUAUACCGGGAAAACCGUCAUCGUGACAGGCUCCAAUAUCGGUCUUGGCAAGGAAGCAGCACGACACUUCACUCGACUCGGCGCAUCUACAGUCAUCCUGGCAGUACGUUCCAUCGAGAAGGGUGAAGCAGCAAAACGCGACAUUGAGUCCAGUACACGAAAGCAGAACGUUGUCAAAGUAAUGCAGCUCGACAUGUCUUCAUAUCAAAGUGUCUUUGAUUUUUCAGCCAAAGCAUCCAAAGAGCUGGAUAGGAUUGACGUCGCACUUUUAAAUGCUGGCGUUGCCCGAGGCGAGUGGGAGCUCGCAGAAGGCGAGGAAUCGACGAUCACUGUCAACGUAAACAGCACAUUCUUGCUCGCUCUUUCUCUUCUUCCCAAGCUCAAGGAGACUGCGGCAAAAUUUAAUGUCCGCCCCAACCUUACCAUCACGAGCUCCGAAGUCCACGCCUGGGCAGCUUUCGAAGAGCGCAAAGCGCCCGACGGCAAGAUUUUCGAGACACUCAACACAAAACCGGAAAACAUAGCAGGUGCGAUGGAAGAACGCUACCGGGUGUCGAAGCUUCUCGAGAUACUAGUGGUCAGAGCAAUGACGGAGACGAAGAGCGCAACACAGAUUCCGGUCACAAUCAACUGCGUCAACCCCAGCUUAUGCCACAGUGAGCUUUCGCGCGAGGCUGGCUGGGGAAUUACUAUUUUGAAAUUCUUCUUGGCGCGCAGCACUGAGCUUGGGAGCCGAAACCUAGUGCAUGCAGCGUCGAUGGGCCCGGAGUCGCACGGGCAAUACGUGGGUGACUGUAUGAUAGUGCAGCCUUCCAAGUACGUGCUGAGCCAGGAGGGGUGGAAGGAUCAGCAAAGAGUAUGGACAGAGCUGUCGGCUAAGCUAGAGGGUAUCCAGAAGGGCAUAAUGAAUAAUUUGUAG